This is a messenger RNA of Cygnus olor (mute swan), 5501 nucleotides long. RefSeq names its product leukotriene C4 synthase-like. Gene Ontology annotation, molecular function: leukotriene-C4 synthase activity; glutathione peroxidase activity; glutathione transferase activity. Gene Ontology annotation, biological process: leukotriene biosynthetic process. The record is from RefSeq and is a predicted model, not a curated record. The transcript is spliced from 6 exons. Bases 1250 to 1687 code for a protein of 145 amino acids. Lineage: Eukaryota; Metazoa; Chordata; Aves; Anseriformes; Anatidae. Gene Ontology annotation, cellular component: nuclear envelope; endoplasmic reticulum; membrane.
GCUUCCCACCAUCACUGCUGAAGCAUUUUAUCUCUCCUGAGAUGAAAACCACUGCCAGUAGGGCCAAAGGUUGAAGCAGCCCAUAGAAGAUCGCUUUGGCCCUCAAAAAUUCUAUGAUAACCGAUCACUUGAGAACGUUUGUGUGACCUCUUUGAUAUUGCACAGACCCAGAAAUGUUGGGAAUUACAACCGAAAUCAGUCCAGCUCAACGGGAUAAAGUGCUUCUCCAAUAUCUACCCAGUUUGUACACCGAGCGACACUUCGCAGGAUGUCAGCCUGAACGUCACUGGCAAAACCAACCGUCUGCUGCCUUCCUUUGUGAAAAGAGGAGCCUCUGUACAGCUCCGCAUUUUAGUAAGCUGAUUCUUGCCACUUCUUGCAAAGUUUUCAAGGUUAUUGCAAAAUGCCAGGCCCUGGACGCAUGUCAAAACGCCCAGAAGGUCUGAGCCAGCCUGCACCUUCCCGGGAGCCCUGCUGGGAAGCGCAGAGCAGAAAUUGGCUGCAGCUGUCCCCGUUUCUUAGGAAUGGCAGAGCUUGGCCAAAGCCGUGUUAACAAGCAAUGAAAUAAUGAAUUGCUGUCUUCUUGCCAUUUUUUUCUUCUUGCCUGCCCUUCCUUUUACAGCUGCAAAAUCCAAGAACUCAAAAGGAAGUCUCAACACAUGUCGAUCUGAGACAAUGGAAGCUCCCCGCAGCCGCGGGAGCACAGGAAGGCAUUUUUGCCCCCUCUGCUGUCCCAGCCCAAGGGAGGGGUUAGCUGAGCAGCCCGAGGUGCUCGGGGCUCUUCUCUGAUUCUUUAGAAUCAAAAAAAUCUUCUAUUUCUGUGUGGCUUUGAAUUCUUUUGAACUAAAAAAUCCACCUUUUUUAAUUACCCCCCUCUUUAAUUUUUUUUUUUUUUUUUGGUCUCUCUGGCUUUUAAUUCUUUUGAACCAAAAAUUCUCUUUUUCUGCGUGGCUGUUGGAAAGACACUAGCUGCUCCCGCAUGCAGUUCUGCUGUCACAGGUUUGGAUGUGCUCAGUGGCUGCAGAAGAAUUAGAAACGAAAGGAAGCACGAGUGCCAACAGGGUUAGAAGAUACCUCUAUAUUUUUCGGAUACAUUUGGAAGGACGAGGAGGAUCCCCAAUGCUUCGCAGCUGAAGGAGCCAGCCUAUGGUGCCAGCCGCCACCGCCGACCACCACAUCAGCAAGGACUGAACCUGGACAGAGGAGCUCCUGCUCAGGAAAUCAGGUUUUCUAGCCUGGGAGAAUCAAUAUGUUGGAUCAGAUCCAUCUGCUGGCUGCCGUGACAGUUCUGGGAGUCCUGGAACAAGCCUACUUCUUCCUCCAGGUGAUCUAUGCCAGGCGGAAGUUUGGUGUUUCUCCUCCAAAUAUCUCAGGCCCACCUGAAUUUGAGAGGAUCUUUCGAGCACAGGUGAACUCCUCCGAGUAUUUUCCCAUCUUUGUGGCACUUCUGUGGCAGGCUGGACUCUUCUUCCAUCAAGGUCUGGCUGCAGCCUUGGGUCUGCUCUAUCUCUACUCCCGCUACUGCUACUUUAUGGGAUACAGGGCAUCGUCCUCGGAAAGGCUCGCCCCCAUCUACUUUAGCACUGGGGUUCUCUGGAUCCUUGUGGCAGCGUCGGCCCUGGGCCUCCUGCAUUUCUUCCUCUCUCACUACACGGGGCUGAACAUCCUCCAGCUGCUCGCAGCGUGACGCCCCGUUCCUCAUCCGUGUCCUCACCUCCGUGUCCCGCUGCCUUGCACUCCUUGUAGCGGAUGGCUUGCACCGAGUACAGCCCUUGGUGGCAAAUCCACCCUCACCUGAACUUUAAACACCUCCCUCCCUGCUGCCCCGUGCUGGCAGGAACCACGGAGCUAUUCCAGAGGUAUUUUUCCCCAUGUGCUCUUUGCGCCAAUUGCUCUGUAUCUGGCAACUCUGUCAUGACCGAUGCUGAAACAACAACGCCCUGAAAAAAGGAGAAUUUUAGGAAAACAGGACACAGAAAAGUGAGCUCAUCUCAGCCCCAGCUUCCCAGCCAGGGCAGAUGCCAAGACGUUCCCAUGCUCCCUGUGGGUACAUCCAGCCCAGGCAUCACUGCGGGGUCAGUGCCAGCUUUCCGGAGCCCACACCUAGGAAAGGCAUUUGUCUGGAACCACCUGUGGGCUGGGGCAGGGCGAGGGGUGAGGGAUAAAGAGGAGCGGCCGUAAACACACCGAUGGCUGUGCUAUGCGACGGUCUGCUCCGAGCAGCUUGCAAGGCAGCAGAGCCAGAGGGAGAGGGAGCGGACUCACAACCACUGCUGCACAUGUAACUUUGAGUAUCGCUGAGCAACAACGUGCGCGGGAGCUACUGCCAAUAAAAAGGCGCUGAGCUUGCUGUGCUGUGCUCCUUGUGGGGCUGUGUGUGGCACAGGACAAAAGCUGUGUGUUUUGAGCUCAAGGCUACUGCCUCAGUCUCCCUGCAGCAGGAGUGCCAGUAGUGAGAAGACAAUUUUCAGUGGUGCAGAGCCCCCGGGCUUGGGUCUGAGGUGCCCAGAAGUGAAUAUUCAGCCCUGCUGAGUGCUUUGGCCGGUGCUGGGGUCUCCCUCUGGGCUCAGCCCCCUGUGAGGGGGAGGGCUGGGUUUCCACAGAUGCUCAGCAUUGGAAGCACUGAGCCUUUUGCCUCUCAGUCCCCCCGUGUUAGCAGCACAGCUUAGAAAACACCAGAAGUGCUCUGAGCCCUCGUCACGGGGAAUUCUCAUCAAGCCCAGGGAACAAAAACAACUCCGUUAGUGUGCUGACAGCUCAACCAGGUUUUAAAGGCUGCCAUCCUCCCCUCCCUCCCCUAGUGACAGACAUAUCUUACACUGUAAGAACAUGAGGUGUUUUUUUUCUGGAAGGGAUGAACUUUUCACAUUGCUUCAUUUCCUUCCCUGCACUUUAAUUGGCUUGUUCAGCAAAGCUCCCACUCCGUUUCCCUUUUCAGGCUCUUCUGCCUUGGAUCAGAGCACACACUGCAUGGGAAGGCUUAAAUUCAAAGAGAAAUAACUGUACAGCACUCAUCUGUGCAGAGUUUUCAGCACAGCGGGGCCCCAUCCUCACAGGAGCCCGGGAUGUCAGCCAUGUAAAAAGACAGAGUAACUUUUUCUAGCGGUGUUGGCAAAACCCUUUGGCAAAAGCAGAGGGAUGUUUUACCCUGGCUGUGCCUUAGGGAGGUACAGACGCAUCACCUGCCCCGCUGAGAUUUUACGUAGCCAUCCCAUCAAUGCCUCCCACCACCUCCUGAUGCAUUUUCUCUCCUCACCCCUUCACCAGCACCACCAGCACCUCGCGGCCACCCAGCGCGCUCCGGGCUUUGGGUUCCUGCCUCCCCUCAAACCCCAUCCGUGUGAGCCCAAGUUGCUUCACACACUACCUCCAUCUCCCACCCCACAACCCAUUUCCCAACCCCACAGCACCAGCUUGGGGCCACUGCCCACCUCAGGCCCACUGGCCUGGGUAAAUAUUUAACCCUGCCACAGAAAAGAAGCCCAGGGCAUCAUCCCUUGGAAACAGCCAUCGGGGGUGCCGCAGGUGCCCCCCCCAGCCCAGGGGUGCUGCCACGGCUCAGCUCCUUCAGACCAGGGAAUGGGGGAAUGGUCUGCUCCAACAACCGGAGGCCUGGCUCCGAGGGGGGGUCCCCCGGAGGUGCCGGGAGCCGAGGCCGGGCCGGGGGCUCCGAGGCUCGGCCACACGCGGGGCCGCUCGGGCGGGCGGCGGGCACCAGGGGGCGCCGGUGCCACGCGGGGCCGGGGCCGGGCCUGGCCCUGGUGUUAGGAGUAGUGGGGGGGGGAGGUCCUGCAGCCUCGCGGAAAUCUCCUCGAGACACGUCCUAUUAAAGUCCGAAGAGCCCCCUGAAAGUGCUUCACAGAUUUCUGGACUCCUUUCUGCUCCCCCCCCUGCUGCCAGGCCCGGCCCGGGGCACUUGGAAGCGAAUCUGCUCGCGCACGGCCGCAGCCCCUGCGGCCAAGCAGCCAGCACAGCAAAGGAAACCUGAAGAAGGAGCGAGAUCUUUUCUGUCUUGUAACCAAGCCUCCCUCCCGGUGGGCCUUGUCGCCCCUGGGAGGUGGAAGCACGCAGAUCUGCCCCACUGAAAGCCUCUGCCACCUGCUGCAGGGAUCUCCAUGCACAUACACGCUGGGAUUCCUGCACGUGUGCGGGAACCGAGGCUCCUGUAAGGCUUUCGUACAGCAAUAAAGAAGUUUGCAGCAUAUUAUCUUGAAAACCUCAAGGGCACACACGUGUACUUUCCUCCCCUUCGUGUGACGGCCUGUGCAGGAUACGUGCACAGACAGGUCUGGUGUGCGGGUUUGCACACAGCGCCCGGCACCCGAAACGCUGUGCCUGGGACCAUGGGAGGAAACGCAGCCGAGCAGGAGGAAGAGCGACAUGCUAAGGGUUUGCAGGGCCACAGGGAGCAGAUCCUUGGCUUCCUGCAAGAAGCAGCACUAACUUUUUUCAGGGGGUGUUUGGGAGAGAAAGGGGCUGGGGGAGGAGGGUGCAGCUGGUGGCCCUGGCUUUGUGGCGCCGGCAUGUCACCCAGGUUUCCAUAGCACCAGCAUCCAUAACACGGGGCCGAGGGGAGGGAGAGAAGUAGGUCAGACUGGGCUAACAAUACCCAGACGGGUCCAUGUCCACAGCUCAGGCUGAUCCGGGAAAGGGGGUGAAGCAGAGGGGAAAAGGAGAGAAAACAACAACAAAAAGACGAAAACACAAAGCGUCCCUAGUUUGAACAGCGCGUUUCUUUCCUUCAGGAAGAAAAAAGAAAAAAAAAAGGAAAACCUUUUAAAGCCACCUUUGUGUAUCAGUACUGAGAAACCAAGACUAGCACCCACCUCCUGCCCAUCUGACAACAGACUACAAGGGAAUUCAAAUGCUAAUUUGGAGCCAGACUGCUCAAUGGGUCUUUAUUUCCACAGCAGCUCCAGCAUCAGAGCUCCCAGGAGCCAGGCUGCUGAAGCAGGGAGGAAGCUCAUCUCCAGACCAGUCCUGAAAAAAGCUUCCCUUCCCCUUCUCCUUUCCUGAUUUUGUUAUCGACUUGUCUUAGUUUUACUUGUUUACAUUCAAGGGCAAGGAAAAGGAAAAGAAGUCACACUGGAGUUGUGCAACAAGAAUAACCGCUGUAGUGACCCAUUUUAUGUGCUGAGUCUGCAGAGGCUGCACUAUCAACAUAACAGCAUUUUGGUGUUUGCCUGUGUGCAGAAUAAUCGUUUUGAAUUAUGUAUCGAUCAAUGCCAAAAGUGCAGAGAACGCUCAGGUUCUGGGAGGCAAGAAGCAGAACCCUGCUGAUCCGAGCAAACACACAGGCAGAGAUAUCUGCUGGGUGUGUAACAGCAAGAUCAGAGGCAGGACUGCCUUGCUCAGGGAAACUGGGGGGGUGUACGUGCAUGCAACAGCUGUGGUACAUGGCCAGGAAAAUCCACAUGUAAAGGUUAAAAUUUGCCUUGUCUUCAUCAGCUUUGUACAUCCCUGUAAUUACCACUUGUAAGGCAGCACUGAGAAUUCAUCUU